This is a messenger RNA of Anopheles arabiensis, 3212 nucleotides long. It is a transcript of the gene P5CS, whose product is annotated as delta-1-pyrroline-5-carboxylate synthase. Gene Ontology annotation, molecular function: glutamate 5-kinase activity; glutamate-5-semialdehyde dehydrogenase (NADP+) activity; ATP binding. Gene Ontology annotation, cellular component: cytoplasm; mitochondrion. The record is from RefSeq and is a predicted model, not a curated record. The transcript is spliced from 6 exons. Lineage: Eukaryota; Metazoa; Arthropoda; Insecta; Diptera; Culicidae. The coding region runs from base 422 to 2797 and encodes 791 amino acids.
GGCCCGGGCAGCGAUCAGUUGAGCCGGACAGUCCGGAACAGCACCACACACAUCAUCAUCCACCGUAGUUCCCGCCUUUUUCGCUCGCACCGUCCGGCCCGAGAGCGAGUGUACCUUCGACGCCUUUUCCGUCCAGCGAAGUUCACCAAUCCAUGCCCAGCUCGAGCUAUUCGAGGUGAACUUCCCUUUUUUCCAAGCGUUCGAGUUGCUCGUGAAAAUGCAGUGAAAUUGCAGGGCCCCAGUGUUUGCUCAGUGUCCCUGUUCGUGCGCCUAGAAUUAAUACCCGGAAGUUCGUCUGAAGUCUGACGACCGUUUCGUAUAGACACAGAGACUGCCAAGAGUUUCACCGUCACCGACCUCCGUUACUACUGUGUUCCUUAUUUACAAAUCGUACCAAACGUCCGUCCCGGAGUCGCGCAGAAUGAUGAGCUUCCUAAGGAUGUUUGACCGCACCGGAAAGGUGUUGCGCGCCGGCCAGCAGCGUCACUUUUCCAUCGUGGGCAGCCCGAGCGUCAGCGCAUACCUUAUGCAGCAGGCAAGAAAGGCGAAAAACGUUAACCGCACCCUGCACGGUCUGCACGAGCGCAAGCAGGCGACAUUCAGCGAGCGCAACCAGCUAAAGUACGCCCGGCGGCUGGUGGUGAAGCUGGGCAGCGCGGUCAUUACGCGCGAGGACGAGCACGGUCUCGCGCUGGGCCGGCUGGCCUCGAUCGUCGAGCAGGUGGCCGAAUACCACGUGGAGGGCCGGGAGUGCAUCAUGGUCACGAGCGGUGCGGUCGCGUUCGGCAAGCAGCGCCUGACGCAGGAGCUAAUCAUGUCCCUGUCGAUGCGCGAAACCCUUUCACCGACGGACCACACGCGCCAGGACGCGGGCACACUGGUGGAACCGAGGGCGGCCGCCGCCGUCGGCCAGUCCGGCCUGAUGUCGCUGUACGAUGCGAUGUUCGCCCAGUACGGCAUCAAGAUCGCGCAGGUGCUCGUGACCGAGCCGGACUUUUACAACGAGGAAACGCGCAAAAACCUGUUCAGCACGCUGUCCGAGCUGAUCCACCUGAACAUCGUGCCGAUCAUCAACACGAACGAUGCGGUGGUGCCGCCGAUGUUCAUCGUCGACCAGGAGGUGUCGGCCACCGGCAAGAAGCGGGGCAUCCGGAUCAAGGACAACGACAGCCUGGCGGCACUGCUCGCGGCCGAGAUUCAUGCCGACCUGCUGAUACUGAUGUCGGACGUGGACGGCAUCUACAACAAGCCGCCGUGGGAGGAUGGCGCGCGGCUCAUGCACACCUACACGGCCGGCGACAAGAAUCUGAUCAAGUUCGGCGAAAAGUCCAAGGUCGGUACGGGCGGCAUGAACUCGAAGGUGAUGGCGGCGACCUGGGCACUGGACCGCGGGGUCAGCGUGGUCAUUUGCAACGGCAUGCAGGACAAGGCGAUCAAGAGCAUACUUACCGGGCGCAAGGUGGGAACGUUCUUUACCGAGUCCACCGCCGAGAAGGCGACCCCUGUCGAGCAGAUUGCGGAAAAUGCACGCAAUGGCAGCCGAGUGCUGCAGAAUCUUACCGCCGCCGAGCGGGCACAGGCCGUCAACACACUGGCCGACCUGCUCAUCUCGCGACAGUCGCAAAUUCUCGAAGCGAACGCGAAAGAUCUGGACGAGGCGAAGAAGUCGGGAUUGGCCAAACCGCUACUUUCCCGACUGUCCCUGACGCCCUCCAAGCUGGAAAGCUUGGCCAAAGGAUUAAAGCAGAUUGCGGACGACAGCCACCGGAACGUCGGGCGUGUAGUGAAGCGCACCAAGCUGGCCGACGGGCUGGAACUGAAGCAGGUCACCGUGCCGAUCGGGGUGCUGCUGGUCAUAUUCGAGUCCCGGCCGGACUCGCUGCCCCAGGUGGCCGCCCUCGCGAUGGCGUCCGGCAAUGGGCUGCUGCUCAAGGGCGGCAAGGAGGCGGCCCACAGCAACCGGGCCCUGAUGGAGCUGGUGAAGGAAUCGCUGGCCGCGACGGGUGCCUCGAACGCGAUCUCGCUGGUGUCGACGCGCGAAGAGAUUAGCGAUCUGCUGUCGAUGGAUGAGCAUAUCGAUCUGAUCAUACCGCGCGGUUCGAGCGAGCUGGUGCGCAGCAUCCAGGAGAAGGCCCAGCACAUCCCGGUGAUGGGGCACGCGGAAGGCAUCUGCCACGUGUACGUCGAUCGGGAGGCGGAUCUCGACAAGGCGCUGAAAAUCAUUCGCGACUCCAAGUGCGACUAUCCGGCCGCUUGUAACGCCAUGGAGACGCUGCUCAUUCACGAGGACCUCCUGCAGAACAGUUCCUUCUUCACCGACGUGUGCAACAUGCUGAAGCGCGAGGGCGUCAAGAUCAACUCCGGCCCGAAGCUGAACCAGAUGCUGACCUUCGGCCCGCCCCAGGCCAAGUCGCUCAAGUUCGAAUACGGUGCGCUGGAAUGCAGCAUCGAGGUGGUGAAAAAUCUCGAAGAAGCAAUCGACCACGUGCACACGUACGGCAGCGGCCACACCGAUGUGAUCGUAACGGAAAAUCCCACUUCGGCCACCUACUUCCAGAGCAAUGUGGACAGUGCGUGCGUGUUCCACAACGCUAGCAGCCGGUUCGCGGACGGCUUCCGGUUCGGGCUCGGCGCGGAGGUGGGCAUUUCCACCGCGAGAAUACACGCCCGCGGCCCGGUCGGUGUCGAGGGUCUGCUCACGACGAAAUGGAUCCUGAGCGGCGUUGACCAUACGGCGUCGGAGUUUACCGACGGAUCGCGUGCCUGGCUCCAUCAGUCGCUACCGACCGACCAGUAGCAGGUGGUCGUUCUUCCGUUAAAUUGCUCUUGCCUGCAAUCGCUCGCCAGCGUGCUUCCGUUUACGCACCUUUGUCUUACGGACGAUUGAUUGCUGCCUCGGAAGGGCCGUUGUGGCGAUGAUCCCACCCUGCCAGAUGAUCCCACCCCAAAAGGUGCAAUCCACGCGUGCGCGCGCGCCACGAAUUGCGUACACAAAGCGGGAAUGCGCAACACAAUCGAAUAAAACUCAAUUAAUUAUCCUUACCGUAUCAAAUUAGCGUGACGGAUCGGGAGCAUAAUCACUUUGUGACCGCCGGACAUGAGGUCACCUGUACUAGGGUAUGUGCAACGGGUGUAUGUGUGUGUAUGUGUGUGAGUGUGUAUGUUUGGGUUGCAAAUGAAAUAAAAGCCGUCUGUAAAUAACGAUAGUUUAA